Durio zibethinus is the source of this 3078-nucleotide messenger RNA. Its product is annotated as homeobox-leucine zipper protein GLABRA 2-like. NCBI's taxonomy places the organism in Eukaryota, Viridiplantae, Streptophyta, Magnoliopsida, Malvales, Malvaceae. Gene Ontology annotation, molecular function: DNA-binding transcription factor activity, RNA polymerase II-specific; DNA binding; lipid binding. The record is from RefSeq and is a predicted model, not a curated record. Gene Ontology annotation, biological process: regulation of DNA-templated transcription.
CAAAAAAGAAAAGAAUGGGAACCGCUUUAGGGUGAGUUCAUUUUUGUUUUAUAUCCUUAAAUCAGUAAGACCCCACAUCAAUUCCUCUCUCUCUGUCCAUCCCUUCAUUGUUCUUCCACCCCUUAAAACCAUUGCAUCACCUAAUCCAAUCCCAUAUUGCCAUGGGAGUCGACAUGUCAAACCCACCCACCAAAGACUUCUUUGCUUCUCCCGCCCUCUCUCUCAGCCUUGCCGGGAUAUUCCGGGAAGCCGGUGCUGCUGCUGCAGCUGCCGCCAGUGUGGAGGUGGAGGAAGGAGAUGAAGGAAGUGGAGGAGGAUCAGGUAAUAAAAGAGAAAAUACUGUUGAAAUUAGUAGUGAGAACUCGGGUCCUGCAAGAUCACGCUCAGAAGAUGAGUUAUUAGAUCACGACGAUGAUGAAGACGAUGACGACAAAACCAAAAAGAAGAAGAGAAAGAAGUAUCAUCGUCACACCGGAGAACAAAUCAGAGAAAUGGAAGCGCUGUUUAAGGAAUCACCCCAUCCAGAUGAGAAGCAGAGGCAGCAAUUGAGUAAACAACUAGGCCUUGCUCCAAGACAAGUCAAGUUCUGGUUUCAAAAUCGUCGAACACAAAUCAAGGCUAUACAAGAGCGCCAUGAAAAUUCCUUGUUGAAGCAAGAGCUGGAGAAACUUCAGGAAGAAAACAAUGCCAUGAGGAAGACCAUAAAUAAAGCUUGUUGCCCCAACUGUGGCAUGGCUACCACCAGCAAAGAUGACUCCAUGACAACCGAAGAACAACAACUACGUAUCGAGAAUGCCAAACUCAAAGCCGAGGUAGAAAAACUGAGAACAGUAAUAGGUAAAUACCCUCCAGGGACAGCAUCGACUAGUUCAUGCUCAGCAGGAAAUGACCAAGAAAACAGGAGUUCAUUGGAUUUUUACAGUGGAAUUUUUGGGCUUGAAAAGUCGAGAAUUAUGGAGAUUGUUAACCAAGCAAUGGAAGAGUUGAAGAAGAUGGCUACCGCUGGUGAACCAUUGUGGGUUCGAAGCGUUGAGACUCGUCGGGAGAUACUUAACUAUGAUGAGUAUGUCAAAGAGUUCUCUGUUGAAAAUUCAAGCAAUGGAAGGCCAAAAAGAUCCAUUGAAGCCUCUAGAGAGACUGGGGUAGUUUUUGUUGAUCUCCCAAGGCUAGUUCAAAGCUUCAUGGAUGUGAAUCAAUGGAAGGAAAUGUUUCCAUGCAUAAUCUCAAAGGCAGCUACUGUUGAUGUUAUUUGCAAUGGUGAAGCUCCUAACAGAAAUGGUUCCGUACAGUUGAUGUUUGCGGAGCUGCAAAUGCUGACACCCUUGGUGCCUACUAGAGAAGUGUAUUUUGUCCGGUAUUGCAAGCAAUUGAGCGCUGAACAAUGGGCAAUUGUCGAUGUUUCUAUUGACAAAGUUGAAGAAAAUAUUGAUGCAUCCUUGGUAAAAUUCAGAAAACGUCCGUCAGGUUGCAUCAUCGAGGAUAAAUCCAAUGGCCAUUGCAAGGUGACUUGGGUGGAACACCUUGAAUGCCAGAAAAGCGCUGUUCAUACCAUGUACCGUACUGUUGUUAGCAGUGGUCUAGCCUUCGGUGCAAGGCAUUGGAUGGCAACAUUGCAACUUCAGUGUGAACGGCUUGUUUUCUUCAUGGCAACCAAUGUUCCAACUAAGGAUUCAAAUGGCGUUGCAACAUUGGCUGGGAGGAAGAGCAUUUUGAAGUUGGCCCAAAGAAUGACAAGGAGCUUUUGUUAUGCAAUUGGAGCAUCAAGCUAUCAUACUUGGAACAAAGUCUCCGGCAAAACAGGGGAAGACAUUAGAGUUUCUUCCAGGAAAAACUUAAAUGACCCUGGCGAACCUCUCGGGGUGAUUGUCUGUGCAGUUUCUUCCGUUUGGUUGCCUGUCUCUCCUAAUCUCUUAUUUGAUUUCUUGAGAGAUGAAGCUCGUCGCAAUGAGUGGGAUAUCAUGUCAAACGGAGGCCCCGUCCAGUCCAUUGCAAACUUGGCAAAAGGGCAACAUCGUGGCAAUGCAGUUACAAUUCAAACAAUGAAGUCAAAAGAGAACAGCAUAUGGGUGCUCCAAGACAGUUGCACUAAUGCUUUUGAAUCCAUGGUGGUCUUUGCUCCCGUGGACAUAACUGCUAUGCAGUCAGUGAUUACUGGAUGCGAUUCAAGCAACAUGGCCAUAUUACCUUCAGGGUUCUCCAUUCUUCCUGAUGGGCUGGAGUCAAGGCCUUUAGUGAUCACUUCCAAGCACGAGAAGAGCAAUGAUACCGAAGGAGGAUCUUUGCUUACAAUAGCUUUCCAAAUCCUAACAAACAGCUCCCCAACUGCAAAACUCACCAAGGAAUCUGUGGAAUCUGUCAACACACUAAUAUCUUGCACAGUGGGAAACAUUAAGACGAGCUUGCAAUGUGAAGAUGGUUGAUCACAACAGCCUUCUUGAUUAGGUAGACUUUAUUUGUAAAACUCGUAGGUUUUUCAUUUCACUUUCCUUUCCCCCACAACUUACAGGUAUAAGCAAAUGACCUAUUUUUGUUAUGUGGGCUUGUUUCUGUUCUUUGGUUAGCACAAGAUGGUUUGAACUUCAGGCAUAUUUUUAGAGGGCAAGCUGGAUGAAUAGAGUUGGAUUACAAAUCUUUUUAGAUCUAGGAUAAUGAAAUAUUCUCAUGUAUAGAAUUACUAUUCAUUAAUGCAAUAUUGUGGUUGUCUUCAUUGCUUUACCAACUUAUGCAGCCUGGAAUUGUUUAAAGGCCAAAACAAGACUAAAUACAACAAGCAGCGAGAAAAAUCAGUGAAGCAAUGCGAGUAUUUAUCAGGCAAGAUUUAUCCCUGAAAUAUGUUGAAUUAUCCACUGUUUUUUUAAAGGAUUUCGGGGGUUUUAUACCACUGAAAUGAUCAAACUUCAUGAAGUUUACCCAGUCAGUGAUCUCUAUAAUAGUACUGUUGUCAUCAAACAUCAUCACUACAAAAGUACUGUUGCUAUGAACCUUAAUUCAAUUACUUCAUGUAACCACUCUUAAUGGAUAGCAUACAACAAGUUUGAAAUUCAAAUCCCAACGCUUCUUUCACUAUCUCCUACCCUA